AUGUACAAAUCAUUGAUUUUGAGCUGUGUUCUGUGCUUGGUGAUUGUUGAGGCGCGUCCAAAAUGGCAGAUACUGCCUCCAGUGCCAGGUUACGUGCCGGUAUACAUUAGAGCUGGGGACACGCCACUGGAGGAAAUCAACCCAGACCUCGCGGAAGCCUUCCACGCAAUGCCGGUGGGGCGAAGCGCUGGGAAGCUUCUAGAAGCCUCACCUGAAAUACCGGAACAAGCCGACCAGCCGCAGCCUGAGGUUGUUGUCCAACCGGCGGAAUCGAGCGUAGACCGUCGCCCAUACGAAAAGAAGUUGCUGGACAAGAAGAAGAAAGCGACGGAAAUUUCGAAACCAGUUGAACGCAGA
Messenger RNA from Iphiclides podalirius (scarce swallowtail), 357 nucleotides. The record is from the annotation of a GenBank genome assembly. NCBI's taxonomy places the organism in Eukaryota, Metazoa, Arthropoda, Insecta, Lepidoptera, Papilionidae.